Messenger RNA from Aspergillus chevalieri, 963 nucleotides. RefSeq names its product class I SAM-dependent methyltransferase. The transcript has 2 exons. Gene Ontology annotation, molecular function: methyltransferase activity. The record is from RefSeq and is a predicted model, not a curated record. NCBI's taxonomy places the organism in Eukaryota, Fungi, Ascomycota, Eurotiomycetes, Eurotiales, Aspergillaceae. Bases 1 to 963 code for a protein of 320 amino acids.
AUGGACGACGGUACCAUAGAUACCAUGAGGGUGGUACGUUCUCUUGACGAGAUUGAAGAACUAAUAGCAGAUGGCAAACUAAUCAUCAACCACAUAGCCUACCUCUAUCCCAAUGAUGAGCAGGAACUCGAUCGUCUAGACAUGCAGCACCAUAUGUUCAAGCUCAUCAACGAGGGUCGCUUGUUCUUCGCCCCCGUGGAGAACCCCCAACGGAUUCUCGACAUUGGUACGGGCUCUGGCAUCUGGCCGAUGGAAAUGGCACCCAUCUUCCCACAAGCCGAAAUCAUAGGCACAGACCUCUCACCCGUGCAGCCGACAGAAGUACCCGAAAACGUCCAUUUCCUCGUCGACGAUGCCACCGAAGACGACUGGUUAUGGGAAAAUGACCAUUUCGACUUCAUCCACAUUUCCCACCUGACGGGGUCUCUGCCUUCGUACAAAGCCCUGCUCCGCAAGGCCAUGCGUUACCUCAAACCCGGCGGCUACAUCGAAUGCCACGAGCUCGACCCCAAGCCUCGCUGCGACGAUGGCACAAUGCCGCCAGAGAACCCAGACGGCUUCUGCGAUUAUGCUCUGCACGACUGGUUCGAUCUCAGUGUGCGAUCGGGCCAAGUGUCAGACCCGCCCAGGCAGUUUCGGGUUGCUCCCCGUAUGGCCCAGUGGAUGAAUGAUUUGGGAUUUGUUGAUGUACAGAGUCGCAAGUCCAAGCUGCCCACGAAUCCAUGGCCGUCGGAUCCGCAUCUGAGCAAUAUCGGCUCGUGGAGCGAGACCAACUGGCUCGAGGCGUUGUCGGGUUGGUCGUACAAGCCUCUGAUGGUCCUGGGCUGGUCGAAGCCCGAGAUCGAAGUCUUCCUCGUCGAUGUGCGGAAGAGUAUUCAGAACCGGGACAUCCAUAGCUACACAGAGUUCCAUGUGGUGACCGGGAGAAAGCCACUUCCCGGGGAGCAGGGGCAAAGGUCUUGA